This is a messenger RNA of Xyrauchen texanus (razorback sucker), 4862 nucleotides long. Its product is annotated as voltage-dependent L-type calcium channel subunit beta-1-like. The record is from RefSeq and is a predicted model, not a curated record. Gene Ontology annotation, biological process: neuromuscular junction development; calcium ion transmembrane transport; regulation of voltage-gated calcium channel activity. Lineage: Eukaryota; Metazoa; Chordata; Actinopteri; Cypriniformes; Catostomidae. Gene Ontology annotation, molecular function: protein binding; high voltage-gated calcium channel activity. Bases 179 to 2104 code for a protein of 641 amino acids. Gene Ontology annotation, cellular component: voltage-gated calcium channel complex. The transcript is spliced from 14 exons.
AAGUAUUUGCAAAGGGAGAGGGUUCCUGCUCAACGUCACCGUGGGCUGUAGUGACAGUCAUCUGUAGGGGGAAAACCGUCUUCGUCUGUUUUUUCUUUCUUUUUUCUUUGACCAUGAAUAAUACACUGAAAGCAGGCUAUAAAUGAAACCAUAAUAAACGAGUUUAAAGUUUAAAUCAAUGGUACAGGAGGGUAUUAUGUCCAGGACGCCUUCCACCUCAACCCAGGAAAUCCAGAUGGACGUGUUCGAACAUCACGGCUCUCACGCUCAGGGAAAGUAUGCAAAGAGGAAGAGCCGUUUUAAGCGCUCAGAUGGCAGCACCUCAUCAGACACAACCUCCAAUAGCUUCGUCCGACAGGGCUCAGCGGACUCCUACACCAGUCGUCCUUCAGACUCUGACGUUUCCCUGGAGGAGGACCCCGAGGCUCUCAGAAAAGAAGCUGAUAGACAAGCUCUUGCCACCCUGGAGAAGGCUAAGACCAAGCCUGUAGCGUUUGCGGUGAGGACUAACGUUGGCUAUAACCCGGGCCCUAACGAUGAUGUGCCAGUCCAGGGCAUGGCCAUCUCUUUUGAACCCAAAGACUUCCUGCAUAUCAAAGAGAAGUAUAGUAAUGAUUGGUGGAUUGGGCGUUUGGUAAAGGAGGGAUGUGAGGUGGGGUUUAUCCCAAGUCCUGUGAAGCUUGAGAGUACACGUCAGUUACAAGAACAGAGAAUGAGACAGAACCGCCUUAGCUCCAGUAAGUCUGGUGGAAGCUCUAGUCUUGAUGUUGCCACAGGUGCCCGGAGGCCCACCCCACCUGGAACAGCUGACUUGUCCCUGGGGCUUUAUGAUGAUGCACUGGAUUCAGAUGUUGAGGAGGUGGAGCCUGCCGACACCCGUGACCAUAAGGGUGUGGGCGGAAGUGUCACCUCCCCUCAAGGCAACCUGCCCCGCCUCCCUUUCUUUAAGAAGAUGGAACACGUUCCUCCUUAUGAUGUGGUGCCUUCAAUGAGACCCAUUAUUCUAGUGGGACCAUCACUUAAAGGCUAUGAGGUGACAGAUAUGAUGCAGAAAGCUCUCUUUGACUUUCUAAAACACAAAUUUGAGGGCAGAAUAUCCAUCACCCGGGUGACAGCAGACAUUUCACUUGCCAAACGUUCCGUCCUUAACAACCCCAGCAAACACACGAUCAUCGAGCGCUCCAGCACCAGAUCCAGUCUGGCUGAGGUGCAAAGUGAGAUAGAAAGAAUCUUUGAACUGGCUCGAACACUCCAGUUAGUGGCUCUGGAUGCUGAUACAAUCAACCAUCCGUCUCAACUGGCCAAGACAUCACUGGCACCUAUCAUAGUCUACAUCAAGAUCGCCUCUCCAAAGGUGUUGCAGAGGCUGAUAAAGUCUAGAGGUAAAUCUCAGGCCAAACAUCUCAAUGUCCAAAUGGUGGCAGCUGAUAAACUAGCGCAAUGUCCUCCUGAGCUUUUUGACAUAAUAUUAGAUGAGAAUCAGUUAGAAGAUGCAUGUGAACAUCUGGCUGAGUACCUGGAGGCCUACUGGAAAGCCACACACCCUCCUAGCAGCAACCCACCCAACCCUCUGCUCAACCGUACCAUGGCUACAGCCGCCCUGGCUGCCUCGCCUGAACCCGUCUCCAACCUGCAGGGGCCAUUCCUGGUGCAUGGAGAACAGAAGAGGGAAGUGACUGAACGUGGCAGUAUCCAAGACUACCAGAGCGACCUGGUUGGCAAGCAGCCGCUGUGCUCUUCACGCAGCCAGAUGCAAACAGGGGGGCGGGGUCUGUCACGGCAGGACACGUUUGAUUCCGAGACCCAGGGCAGCCGUGAUUCCGCCUACACCGAUGACAUGGAGACAGAUCCAUAUGAGGAACCGGACCCAUGUCGCUACCGCCUAAAUCCUGCCCACCAUGCUCCUCGCCAGGCCUCCUGGGAGGAUGAAGGGGCAGAACCUGAUCAGGAGAACCUCAAUGUGGUCCCACCACCAGCCAAUCAGCACCAACGUGGACGAGGCAAGCUGAGGGAUCGUUACUGUCAGGAUGGAGAAGGUGGAGGGUCGACCAUGGGCCGUAAUCAUAACCAGGAGGAGUGGAGCAGAGAUGUAUAUAUUCGCUAGAGCAGGUUUACUUGGAGAACAAGGGCAACAUUUCCUCACCUUCAUGUUGUUCCUUAGUCAUAAGGCUUUUUUUUCCGUGGAGAUGUUAAGCAGAAUAUAAGAGACUGAUAGCCUCAGUCACCAUUCACUUUCAUUGCAUUGUUUUCCCAAACAAUGAAAGUGAAAACAUCUCCUUUUGUGUUCUACGGAAGAAAGAAAGUCACUCCGGUGACCGAAUUGUGAUUUCUGAGUAAACUAUCCCUUUCAGGCAAGGUCCACACUAAUUUGUUUUUAUUUGAAAACGCAUCAAUUUAGCUGAGUUUACACCUCUUAUCCAUACUAGAACUCAGUUUUCUUCACUAAAAAAUAUAGUGUUUCAAAAACACUCUCCAUUUCUUGAUACUUUGGAAAACUUUUAACAUUUCAAACUUAGCCUUAGCAUUAGGCCACGUCCAUGUUAAUCUGGUUUCAUUUAAAAACUCUAUUUUUAGUUCUUGAAAUGCUUAGUUUUUGUGUUUUUGAAUGAUGAGAGGUGUAAACAUAGCGAAAUUAUGUGUUUUUUAACUGACACUUAUUAGUGUUGACACGACCUAAGAUAAUCCAAAUCAAUCAGAAUCAAAGUUAGGAUUCUGAAAUUGCCGUUGUUACAAAUUAAAUAAGAUAGAAUUCUACAGUGAGAAUGUUACUGUAAUACAACCCCAGGAAACAGGAGAACACUAGAAGAUGAGCGUGUGUGUGGGGUGGGGGUUAAUUGUGUAGAAUGAUACUAAAGUAGAAUCUCUAUAGUUGGAUCUGUUUACAACCCAAAAACACAAAAUCAUUGAAAAAUGCUGUACAGCUGACACUCACAACAUUCACAUUACCUAAUCAAAACUCUCUGUCAAUAUGUAUUUAAUUUUAUCCUGUUUUUAAGAAGGGUGGGUAGAAAAACCCAUGAUUUGUUUUAAAUUUGUCUUCAUUCUAAUUUACUUUGUAUAGUACUGCAUGAAUCCUAAUCAUUAUGAGGUUAGUGACUGUUCCUGCUGAGCAUUAAAUAUGAUUCAGAAUGUACCACCAAAAUCUUGCAAAUGUAUGAAUGUGUGUAUGGUUUAGUGUGUUUGAGUGCGUGCGUGCGUGCGUGCGUGUGUGUGUACUCUGUAGUCUUAAACAGGGUCUUUCUAAUUCAUAAAAGUCUUGGGAGUGCUCCACCAUUUUGAUUUCCUAGACAACACUACUGCAGUGCAUGUUUUUUUGCAUAUUUAAAUCUAUUUAUUUUAUUUAUUGAGUCUCAAAACAAGGUCUAUCUUGUCUUUAGCCUAUUAAAACCUUUACUCUCUCCAGAGUGCCACCGCUGCUGUGUGCUCCUUCAAUCUGAGAGGGGUGCUGUGGUGCUCAUGUACAGGCUAUAGUUUAAUAGGGCUAACACGCUGACAUGCAUCAACAAUGUGCACCAAUGUUAAUCCACAUCUGUAAGCAUUUAUAAAGCUUAAUAUGCAAAUAUAUAAAAAAAAAACUCACAUUAUGGUCUGAGAGACACCUUUCAAGCUAAAUAUUAGUAUGAAACUUUUGAGACCACUUAUAAAGGCAAAUACAGGUUGCUGUGACAUUAGUCAACAAAAAUAGCUUUGUGUUGAUUGUAUCUGGCUCUGUCCCGUCUUCUGUGCCUGUCCGAGGGCUUUUAGCAUUGUGACGCUAAUGUACCACUGCCAUCAGAUGCCACAUGUUCUGCCUUAUUUGCACAUUAGUCACACUAGCCACCAAUCACAAGUGCCAUAAUCUUUCAUUAGGCCAUGCCCACUACAACAGUGAUGGGUUGCCUUUACUCAGUGCAACACAUACAGUUGUUUUUGUGGGUGUGAUUGUAGUCUACGCUGCCAUUUUGCCUGGUUUCUCUACCGACAUGUUUGCACUACCUUGAUGCUGUCAUCAUUUACUCACCCUCAAGUCAUUCCAAACCUGUUCACUUUCUUCCAUGGAACACAACAGGAGAAAUGUUGAACAAUGUUGAUGCUUCUCUUUUCCAUACAAGGAAAGUGAAUGGGGACUGAAGCCCACAGAUUACUUCGGUUUUGACGUGAAUGCUGAGCGUUUGUAUACUUAAUUUGACUGCAUGCUUACAGGUCCUGUAUGCGAACGCUCAGCAUUCACCUUUUCUUCUGUGAUCUACGGAAAAAGAAAUUCAUACAGGUUUGGAACAACAUGAGGGUGAGUAAAUGAUGACAAAAACUAUUUUGGUGGUGUGAACUACCCCUUUAAGCAUGUUCAGCUAAAGGUAUUUAUUGCAUGAGAGUUUAAUUUACUUCACACUGAAAGUAUACAAUAUAUUCAUACUGACAUAUAUACAUACGCUAGUCAACAUACUCUGUCAAAGUCUGACUGCCAAACUCAUGCACCUGCUGCUGCUUUUUGUGUUGUUAUAUCUGUGGCCAAUUUUUAAGACAGGUGUGCGGGAGGGGGGGGGGUAUGAGGAAAUUUUUUUCGUUUACAAACUGGUAAUUACAAGGGUAUUAUGCUAUAAAUGUGGUUUAUGAGGACAUUUCUAGUGUCACCAUAAUUCAAAUAACUUUAAAAAAAAAAAAAAUUAUGUAAAAAUACAGAAAGUUUUUUGUGAGGGAUGGGUUUAGGGGAUAUAAUCUAUAGUUCGUACAGUAUAAAAAUAUUUUUUUCUGUGGAGAGCUCUCAUAAGGACAGCCGCACCAACGUGUGUGUGUGUCUGUGUCUGUGUCUGUGUGUGUGUGUGUGUGUGUGUGUGUGUGUGUGUGUGUGUGUGUGUGUGUGUGUGUGUGUGUGUGUGUGUGUG